GGCGGCGCGGCCAGGCCCGCUCAGCCGAGCGCAGAGGCGGCCGCAGGAACAAUACGGCGGCGGGCGCGGAGCCGCGCGGCCGCCCCGCACCAUGUACGCGUUCGUGCGGUUCCUGGAGGACAACGUGUGCUACGCGCUGCCCGUGUCCCGCGUGCGGGACUUCAGCCCCACCUCCCAGCAGGACUUCGACAACCAGAAGGUCUACACCGUGUACCGCAACCCCGAGGAGGCGGCGGACGAGGACGACGAGAGCCCCGGCGAGUGGGGCGACCGCCUGCUGCUGCACAAGGCCCAGAUCCUGGCGCUGGCAGAGGACAAAACUGACCUUGAGAACAGUGUGAUGCAGAAGAAAAUUAAAAUCCCCAAACUCUCUCUCAAUCACAUAGAAGAAGCUGGGGAAGUUACAGAUUAUGGGGAAGAAGAUGUGGAGCUUAGACACAGUAAGAGACAAGAUGGGAGGAAACAAAGUGAAGGUACACACAAAAGCAUUGAAGCAGUUGUUGCUCGCCUUGAAAAACAGAACGGGAUGAGUCUCAGUAAUACUUCCAGCCCUGAGGAGGCUUUUAUGGAGGCUACAGAAGGCAUGAACAAUAUGGACGAUGCUGUAGUUCCUCGGAUUCUCUAUGAGGAAUUGCUGAGGAGUUACCAGCAGCAACAGGAAGAGAUGAGACACAUUCAACAGGAGCUUGAGAGAACACGGAGACAGCUUGUGCAACAGGCAAAGAAGCUAAAGGAGUAUGGGGCACUCGUGUCAGAAAUGAAAGAGCUCAGAGACUUGAACAGGAGGCUCCAGGAUGUACUGCUCCUAAGACUAGGUAGUGGACCUGCCAUUGAGGUUGAAAAAGUAAAACCUGAAUCAAUUGAGCCCGAACCUGAGGUACAGAAGACCUUCAGUGAGGAAGCAAAUACAUCAACGUACUACCCUGCCCCUGUUCCAGUAAUGGACAAGUAUAUUCUCGAGAAUGGAAAGGUCCAUCUUGGCAGUGGAAUUUGGGUAGAUGAGGAGAAAUGGCACCAGCUGCAAGUAACACAAGGAGAUUCAAAGUAUACAAAAAAUCUAGCGGUUAUGAUUUGGGGAACAGAUGUUCUCAAGAACAGAAGUGUCACAGGAGUUGCAACCAAAAAAAAGAAAGAUGCCGUUCCCAAGCCACCUCUCUCACCUCACAAAUUAAGCAUUGUCAGAGAAUGUUUGUAUGAUAGAAUAGCACAAGAAACUGUGGAUGAAACUGAAAUUGCACAGAGACUCUCCAAAGUCAACAAGUACAUCUGUGAAAAAAUCAUGGAUAUCAAUAAAUCAUGUAAAAAUGAAGAAAGGAGGGAAAUUGCAAAGUACAAUUUGCAAUAAAUUUUGGAUUUUUAAUAAAGUCUUAGUGUUUUACUUAA
Messenger RNA from Haemorhous mexicanus (house finch), 1383 nucleotides. It is a transcript of the gene BEND5, whose product is annotated as BEN domain containing 5. Gene Ontology annotation, molecular function: DNA binding. The record is from RefSeq and is a predicted model, not a curated record. Bases 92 to 1345 code for a protein of 417 amino acids. Gene Ontology annotation, biological process: negative regulation of DNA-templated transcription. The transcript has 6 exons. NCBI's taxonomy places the organism in Eukaryota, Metazoa, Chordata, Aves, Passeriformes, Fringillidae.